AUGGAAUCCUCUGAAAACCCUAAUAAUCAAGAAACAACUAUAAAUGAAAAUAAGGUUGAAAUAACCGAAAUAAUUAGAACUUCGACUACCUCCGAUAGUGGAGAAGAGUCUUCGGAUAAAGGUUCUCCUGUAAAAAUUUCACAUUCAGAUGCUGAAGAAAAUAUUGUAGUAGUUAUUAAGGAGGGAGAGACCGUUACAGAUAAUGAAGUGAUAACUGAUGAGAUUAAUAAUACUAUUCAAAUUCCUGUACUUGAAAAUGUAACUCCAAAUCCUGUAGAUAAUUUACCAGCUGGAGUUUCUGAUGAUGAUAAACAAGAUGAAGCCUCUAAUUUAAUUGUCAACUCUACUGUAGAAGAUAAAGGAGUAGAAAAUACUGAAACGAUAAGUAACGAUGAAGAAGAUUUCGAAAUUAAAUCCGAUGGCAAGGGCAAUGAUAUCAAUAGUGGAAACAUCGGAAAUCAUGAUGAGAAUUCCAUUGUAUUUCCUGCUACGAAUGAUACCGAAGAAGGCUCAGUCAAUAUGGUUCAUCAUGAGAGGGGAAAUCAUAUUUCAACUCAAACAAUUGUUGGUCAAACCAACGUUUUAAGUGAGGAAGAAACUCGGCUAAAUGAUGAUCCUAAUAAUGAAGAGAAUCAAAAUAUUGAUCUUCAAGAUAAUGCCAACUCUGACAUUUCAAAUUUGUCCGGAAAUAAAAUCAAACAAACCGAGAAAGUACCCUUUAAAGGAUACGAGGAAAUUGACGAGUCUAAUACCAAUGAUUCAACAGAUAUAACACAGCCCAAGGAUUUUAAGGAUUAUGAUUCUGACAAUGAACAUAAAAACAAAUCUGAAACUACGAAUACAUCAAACGAAUCUAUUGAUCAAGAAAAUCCUUUACCUAAGCAAAAACUUACUGAAACGGAUACAUUUGAUUCAGGAAACCCAUUUAACGACUAUCAAAGUUCUUUUUCAAAACCUCAAGAUGCUAGACAUAAAAUACAAGUCGUAAGACCUGUACGAGGCUUCAAUCCCGAUCAUACGAGUUUAGAACCAAAAAAAACCUUCAGGGAUGAAGUAUUUCAAGCACAAAGAAACGAAUAUGACGUUGAUUACGAUGAUCCACAACCCGAGAAUGAUAACACCACAGGUAGAAGAUCUACAGAAAGAAAAGGUGGUGAUAAUUCGGGUUCAAAAUCGAAGAGUAAAAAGGAUAAUGACGUUGAUUCUGAUGGUUCACAACGCGAGAACGAUAACAUCUCAGGUAGUAGAUUAGCAGAAAGAAAAGGUGGUGAUAAUUCGGGUUCAGAAUCGAAGAGUAAAGAGGAAAUUGACGUUGACUACGAUAAUCCACAACCCGAAAAUGAUAACACCACAGAUAGAAGAUCAGCAGAAAGAAAAGAUGAUGAUAAUUCGGGUUCAAAAUCGAAGAAUAAAAAGGAUAAUGACGUUGAUUCUGAUGGUUCACAACGCGAUGAUGAUGUUAAAACCACAGGUAGAAGAAGGUUAUCAGAAGGAAAAGAUGGUGAUAAUUCAGGUGCAGAAUCCAUUAAUCAAAUUAAACCUGCGGAUGUAUUUCAAGUACCAAUUACAUCAACUCAUCAACGGAAGAGUAAUAAGGAUGGCAGUGAUAACACCACAGGAAGAAGUUCAAUAGGAUUAAAAGAUGACCAUAAUUCGAAUUCACAAAAUAACUUUCAUGGUUCACGACGCAAUGAUGAAACCAAUCAACGCAAUAAAAAUACUCAAUCGCUUUCACAGUCCAAUCUUUAUGAAAAUCGAAAAUUUGGAUAUGGGAACCUCGAAGAAGAUCCUAGACAAUUUCGUGAGAAUCCUAGGAAAUUUAUUGAUAAAGAACGUUAUCAAGGGUCAAAACAUGAAGACUUACAUUAUGAGAAGGGGCCCGUGCCCGGUGGAUCCGAUAAAAAUGAUGGUUCGCAUUCAGGUGAUAAAGGAUCAGGCAGUCGACUUUACAGUAAUGUUCAUAUGCCUGCUUGA
Funneliformis caledonium is the source of this 1974-nucleotide messenger RNA. Lineage: Eukaryota; Fungi; Glomeromycota; Glomeromycetes; Glomerales; Glomeraceae. The record is from the annotation of a GenBank genome assembly.